Molecule: messenger RNA, 3940 nt
Organism: Nylanderia fulva
Lineage: Eukaryota; Metazoa; Arthropoda; Insecta; Hymenoptera; Formicidae
Biological process (GO): regulation of DNA-templated transcription
Cellular component (GO): nucleus
Molecular function (GO): zinc ion binding; DNA-binding transcription factor activity, RNA polymerase II-specific; RNA polymerase II cis-regulatory region sequence-specific DNA binding
Source: RefSeq, a predicted model, not a curated record
UUGGUUCUUUUGCGCGUUGUAGCGCUUUGCCUUGCAAUAUGGCGGACGUAUCCCGCCGUUAUUUGCGAGUGUGUGUUCCGUUGCUUCGUGUCUGAUCAUCUUGGAGGGAAACAGUAAGCGAGUUAUCUGAACGAUUCAAUUGGAAUAUCGCGAUCGUCAUCCGGAAGAUUUUAUAUCGACUUCAGCUUUUCGGAUUACGUGAAGGACUUCGUAAGAUUACAGAUAGCGAUGUGCGGGCAGCAGCCGCGUACUUUGGAACACCGUUGAGCUUUUGGCGAGUAUCACCCAGAUUGUUUCGACUCUGAUCCAUCGCGAUGUCGAGGAAGGCGAACAUGGCCGAGCGCUGUCGCAUCUGCCUGACUGAUAACGGUUGUAUGAUUGAUAUACGUGAUGAGAGCGUGGAGCCCAAGCUUAAGGAUCUGACCAAAUGCACCUGCAUUGAUGUGAAGUAUGAGAAAAAUUUACCUAGUGCUGUAUGCCAUGUGUGUUUGUAUAAGUUGGAUAUGUGGGACGAUUUCAAGGAACAAUUUGUACAGUCCAAUAAGAUUCUCUUAGAACAAUUAGAAAUAUCAGAAGUAUCCGAUAUUUCUAGUCCUGUUAAGGAUGAAAGAUGUAUAAUGGAAAGUGUGAAAAGGAAACGUUUGAAAAGAAGUGAAGAUAGCAUUUCUGAACAUGAGAAGAAAAAGUCUAGAGAUGUAUCUUCAGAGCUCACAAAUGUUGACUGUGUUACUGAUCAGGUUAUAUUGGAUACAAUAAGCAUAUCAGAUGAUGAUGGGACUAAAGUACCUAGUAAGAAGGCUGCAGAAAAUGGCAGUGAGGAACAUACAGAAAGCAAAGCAUCUUCAGGACCAGCUAAAACUAGAUUAUUACCUGCAAGACGUGGCAGAAAUAUUGAACGAAGGAAAGCAUCCACAAAGCGUUGGGUAGAGAGAAAAAAAGCCCUUUUGGCUGCAACAGGAGAGAAUGUGUCCGAUACGGACUCUAUAAUUUCUGAUGACGCACAGUUAUCGCCUGUACAAAAGGCUCGAGCAAAAACUAAUGCGGAUAAAGAAGCUGAAAGACAAAAGAGAAUCGCAAAAGUACUGAAAAAUCUUGAAAUAAAUCUCACGGAUAAAUAUGCUAGGCUUCGUGACAUAGACACGGAUUCUGAUGUGCGCAGAAUGAGAUUGAGUAAUUCACAUUCGAAUACCUUGCAGUCAAAAAAUAAGAGAAAUUCACUAUUAAGCAAAACUGAUCAGAAAAUUAGUGCUGAGAAAAAUGUAUCCUCUUUAGAGAGUUCAAUGGAACGUGAGAAUUCGCCAGUUUCGUUAGCGGAAAACAAUGUUACGACAGAUGUCAGCGGAAAGAAACCCGAAUCACAAGUUGACGAUGAAACGUUUAUGCCGUUUACGUUGAAAUCUGAGCUUGUGAUCGGUGACGUUACAUAUGCCGUAACAUCAACGUUGCUUCUUGCGGAUAAAGAGAACUCGAGCAAUUUAUUGAACGACUCUAAGAGUUCUAACGCCGAUGAAAACGGUCGAGAGAAAAAUACAGAUAUUAUUGAUGCGGUUCAGUUGCGUAGAGUAAAUAAUAAUCCUGUGACGUCUGAUGUGAGCAGCAAGCCGGCUAACAAAUGUGUUGAGAGAUGUUUAAAUAUCGAGGUAGAGGGUAACGAAUUGACAGUUUUGAAACGUGUACAAGUCGAAUUGGGCGUACAGAAGGAAAUGAAGCACAGAAUAUUCGGUACAAAUGACACCGUUGCGAAAACAUUAUUCCCUGAUAAAUUCAUGACUUCUCGUAAGAAGCUCGAUCAGAAGUUGAAGGGUAUAAUAGAGAGAGCUAUAAAGAAGAAUAUCGAGACCUCCAUUAGAAACGCAGAUGAGUCUUCGCGUGACUUCGCGAGGAUCUCGCCGACGGACAUGAAUUUAUCCAAAUAUCAGCCGAAGGUCAUAAUUAAACGUUUAGAUAUAACAAAAGAGAGUAAACUCUAUAACAUCAAUAACCUUCACGUUUUAAAACAGGCCGGACCAAGAGGGAGCAGUCAGGGACCCAUCAGCCUAACAUCUCGUAAACGUCAAAUUGUACCUCCAAAAAGGUAUAACGACUACAACACAUUGGAGUCCGAUUCCGACAAAUCAAACAACUUGAUUACUCCCAAAGCAACAUCCAAAACUCAGCAGACGAGAAUGCAGGAGAAUUUAGUGACGAAAAAAUCCUCGGAGGCGAACAGUAAGAUCAUUUCUGCCCAACGGAUGGAAAACAGCUCGACUGUCAAAACGGUAGAUAACGAUAUUAAAUGGACACCAAUUUCAGUCGAGCAAAAUUCGACGAACGAAAAGAAGGCCGAUUACGAAGAUGCAAUCAGGAUAGAAGAUGCCAUCACCGAAAAUCAUAUAUGCGGAGUAUGCGCGCUCACGUUUAGCAGUCGCAAGGACGUCGAGGCGCAUGUUCGUACUCACAAGGUGACGACGAGUCCCAAUGCUACGAAAUUACAAAACGAGAAUGCAAUAAUGACACCACCGCGACAGAUCAAGCAGAAAAUGAUGCGUUGCAAGAGGUGCCACGAGAUUGUCGAGGCACGUUUAGUCAAGUCGCACGUUUGCAAGACAGCGACAGAGGUUCAUAAGUGUUACGUAUGCAAUUCCAUGUUCCGGACGGAGAAGCUUCUCAUCAGGCAUUUGGACAGUCACGAUCAGUCGGAAUUCAAUAUAAUUAACGCGAUCGGAAAUAAGAAGUCUAACGAUGCACCUCAGAAAACGCAAGAGGAUCAGAUAAUUGAGACGAAAAAUCUCUUAACCGAGAAGAACGAUCAAUCUGAUAUUCAGUCUGAUAAGAUAACUAGUACAGGUGUAAAACUUGAUAGCGUGGAAAAUAGAGAAAAGUCUAAGGAAACAUACACUUGUUUCGUAUGCGAUAAGAUCUUUACGGAUGAAGAAGUGUUGAAGGAUCACUUGCAAAAGCAUUGCGAUGAUCUUAGCGAAGGGGAGCAGAGCAACAAAGAGCAAUAUCAUUGUGAAAUCUGCAGCGAGACUCUGGAAUCAGAUGGAGCGUUACAAGAACACGUCGGUAAACACUUGUUCGAUGACGAGGACGACAAUCCGAAUUUGAUUAGCAUAAAUCAGAAUAAUAAAGAUAAUAAUGACGAAACGCAAGAAGUGGAAUCCUAUCAUUGUGGUCAAUGUUCAGAAAUGUUCGAUUCGGAGACGUUAUUGGAGAUACAUAUGCAGGAGCAUGAAGAAGAAGUUGCAAUAGCGGAGUGGGAAAAGCAAGGAAUGAAAGUCAUCAAUCAGUAUCAGUGUGUACUUUGUGACGAACUGUUUUAUACAGAGGAGGACUUAGCGGAACAUAUGGAUAUACACAAUGAAAAUGCUCAUGUAUGCCAGUUAUGUGACAAACCGUUUCGUACAUUGGAAGACUUGCAGGAACAUGUCGCGAUCCAUUGAUGUACAGUUUUAUUAUAAAUUUGAUCCCACAAACAUAAUAAUGGGAAUAUUACAAAAUAUUUCUUGCAUGAUAAUAGUGAUAAAAAUUACAGCUGCUAAGAUUGUAAUUUAAAACACAUCUUUAUACAAUUAUAUGAUUGUCACAAGAUCUGCCACCAUUGUACAUGUAAAUGAUAUUUUCUACAAAACUUAGCAGUUGAACAUUUAAUCACAAAGUUUGGCACUUUUAAUUUGUUCUUAUUUACAUAUGUUUAAAAAUAUAUAAUUUAUAAGGUAUUUGUAUAUGCCAGUAGCAAUUUUGAUUAUAUCAUUUCUUUUGCUUGUAAAGAAAUUCGGUUAGAUUAUUAUAAUUCAAAUAAGAUAACAAAUAUAGUUACUUUAUUAUUUCAAAAUAUUCUAAUAAAAUAUGUUAUUUUAAUUAAAAGCUAUAACUAUUAUAGGCUAUAAGCUCUUUUACAGAAAAUUCACAUUCUAGAGAAAGAGAGAAAGAGGGAGAGAACAGAAUAUAUAUAGUAUAA